AUGGAAAUAUGUGAUGAAAGCAAAUCUCAGACUCCAAUGCCGCAGCAGAAUGGUCCAACACAGAGCGUGCAUGCAUCGUUGUUGGAUUAUCUGAGCAGUAUGGACAUCGCCCAGCAGUUACUCAUCUUCCACACCCAUUUGUUCGAAGCAACCGAUGAUAUCGAGCUUAUCACUCAGGUUCUUCUUUAG
Molecule: messenger RNA, 189 nt
Organism: Gongylonema pulchrum
Lineage: Eukaryota; Metazoa; Nematoda; Chromadorea; Rhabditida; Gongylonematidae
Source: the annotation of a GenBank genome assembly